This is a messenger RNA of Hyaloperonospora brassicae, 756 nucleotides long. The record is from the annotation of a GenBank genome assembly. Lineage: Eukaryota; Oomycota; Peronosporomycetes; Peronosporales; Peronosporaceae.
AUGGCUACAGACAGAGGGCAGGAGACGAGCGCGUCGACUGCGGCGUCGUCGCCGCGAUCGCAGCGUCCACGGUAUUCGUUUGUCGAGAUCAAAGAGGCGCAGCGCGUGUGCAGUGACACGAUGAUGGCCGCUGCGCUCGAAGAAGUGCGCGGCUCGGCGUCGGCGGCCCAGCAGCAGAUCUUUCGCGCGCAUGUGAACGAUUUGUGCGCGACGGUAUUCGCUGCCGCCUUGCGGAAGUACAAUCCCGAGCAUCGAGAGGAGAUGGCGCCGGUGGAUGCGCAGUUAGUUGCGACGCUCGAGGAGCUCAAGGCAAAAGUAAAGGCGAAAGAAGCAGCGGUGAAGAAGCUCCAGGAACAAGUGCCGAUGAUGGCAGCUGCUAGUGCGCGUCGAGAGCUGGCAAACGCUCGCAAGCGCUGCGCAAAUGUGCUCGUGACACAAGAAGAAUCGACGGCCAGUGCAGAUGUCGAGCUCACACAAGAACAAACGAAGACGCUCGAGACGGUUUAUGCCAAGGCGGCGUCUUCGAUUGCUGUUACAAGUGCGAAGCUGUCGCAAACCACGAGCCAGACGACCGAGACCAUUGACAUUGUGGAGCAGGCAAUGAAGCGACCAAAGACUCAGGUUGACCUCGCUAUGGAGAACAGUCCUAUCAAGCCAAAGGUGCUCUUGACUCAACAGGGAAAGAACAAGGUGCAAAACCCGUGCUCUCUUCGCACGCGUCUAACGCUUCAGCUGAGCGCGUCUGGAAACGUGUGA